Messenger RNA from Arabidopsis lyrata subsp. lyrata, 1932 nucleotides. RefSeq names its product ATP-dependent 6-phosphofructokinase 4, chloroplastic. Bases 56 to 1726 code for a protein of 556 amino acids. Lineage: Eukaryota; Viridiplantae; Streptophyta; Magnoliopsida; Brassicales; Brassicaceae. The transcript has 12 exons. Gene Ontology annotation, cellular component: cytoplasm. Gene Ontology annotation, molecular function: ATP binding; 6-phosphofructokinase activity. Gene Ontology annotation, biological process: glycolytic process; fructose 6-phosphate metabolic process. The record is from RefSeq and is a predicted model, not a curated record.
GAGAUUAUUCUAAAAAUCUUUCAAUCCCACAAAUUCGGAUUUGUUCUCCAUAACAAUGGAAGCUUCGAUUUCGUUACUUGGGUCAACAAAACCCAGUCUUUCCUCACUUAUCCCUUCUUCCAACGUCCUUCAUCGUCGAGACUUCCCUCUUCCUGCUUUGAAAUUGAAGAAAGUUUCAGUGUUGCCUCGAAUCUUGCAACAGAAACGACUCAUCAGAGCUCAGUGCUCUGAUGGAUUCAAACCAGAGGAAGACGAUGGGUUUGUGCUAGAAGACGUCCCUCACUUGACCAAAUUUCUCCCCGAUUUACCGUCGUAUCCAAAUCCAUUGAAAGAAAGCCAAGCAUAUGCCAUUGUUAAGCGAACCUUUGUCAGUUCCGAAGAUGUGGUUGCACAAAAUGUAAGCUGGAUGUUUUCUUCUAAGCUUUUAUUUUUCGAUUUGCGGAUGUUUUGCUUGCUCAAGUACCUUCAUAUUCAGAUUGUAGUCCAGAAGGGAAGUAAGCGAGGAGUACACUUUAGGCGAGCAGGGCCUCGAGAAAGGGUGUACUUCAGAUCAGAUGAAGUAAAAGCUUGCAUAGUCACUUGCGGGGGCUUGUGCCCAGGAAUCAAUACUGUUAUACGGGAAAUUGUAUGUGGAUUGAACAAUAUGUAUGGUGUCAAUAACAUUCUUGGUAUUCAGGGAGGAUAUAGAGGCUUUUACUCCAAAAACACUAUGACCCUGACUCCUAAAGUAGUUAAUGAUAUUCAUAAACGCGGUGGCACGUUUCUUCAAACCUCAAGAGGAGGACAUGAUACAGUGAAGAUUGUUGAUAACAUUCAAGAUAGAGGAAUAAACCAGGUGUAUAUUAUUGGAGGUGAUGGGACGCAAAAGGGUGCAGAGAAAAUAUACCAGGAAGUUGAGAGGCGUGGUCUUCAAGUGGCGGUUUCUGGCAUUCCCAAGACAAUUGAUAAUGAUAUUGCUGUGAUUGACAAAUCAUUUGGCUUUGAUACCGCGGUUGAGGAAGCACAACGAGCUAUUAAUGCUGCACAUGUAGAGGUCGAGAGCGUGGAAAAUGGAGUUGGUAUCGUUAAACUCAUGGGCAGAUACAGUGGUUUUAUUGCCAUGAUUGCAACUUUAGCGAACCGUGAUGUGGAUUGUUGCUUGAUUCCAGAGUCUCCAUUUUUUCUUGAAGGAAAGGGUGGGCUCUUUGAGUUUAUUGAACAACGACUCAAAGAGAACAGGCACAUGGUUAUUGUGAUAGCCGAAGGAGCUGGACAGGAUUAUGUUUCUCAAAGCAUGCAUGUAUCUGGAACCAAAGACGCCUCAGGAAAUAGACUCUUGCUUGAUGUUGGUCUAUGGUUGACUCAACAGAUAAAGGAUCACUUUACAAAUGUUCGGAAAAUGAUGAUAAAUAUGAAGUACAUAGACCCAACGUAUAUGAUAAGAGCAAUACCGAGUAACGCAUCAGACAAUGUCUAUUGCACUCUUCUUGCCCAAAGUGCAGUUCAUGGAGCAAUGGCUGGGUAUUCAGGUUUCACUGUAGGACCAGUUAAUAGCAGACAUGCUUACAUCCCAAUUUCUCGCGUGACUGAAAUGACAAAUACGGUGAAGUUAACUGAUAGGAUGUGGGCUAGACUCCUUGCAUCGACAAAUCAACCGAGUUUCUUGACUGGUGAAGGAGCAUUGCAGAAUGUGAUCGACAUGGAAACUCAAGAAAAGAUCGAUAACAUGAAGAUCUCUUCUAUCUAAGAAACGGUCAGUUGAUAUUCAUCAACUGUUCCAAAUAUAUACUAGACAUAUAUGCAUAGAAGAUAUAUUUAUCAUAAAACCAUGAAGUAUUUCAUUGGUUAUAAGAAUUCUUUGGUUUAGUUAUUCCUAAUAAUAAUAAUACUCAACAUCCAUCUCAACGAUGAGAUUGAGAUGUUAAUACAUAUCUUCCUCUGUUUACUUUUCCA